AGAAAAGAAGCCAGAUUCCCUCGUCGUUGUAUAGUUAUAGUGUUGGACUUCGGUGGUUCCGCUCCGCUCGGAGUUAUUUAGUUUGCAUCAACUAGCAAAAAAAAUAAUAAGACUUGGCAAGAAAAUCCGACAAGCUUCACAACCACCAUACAACAUAUCUUAUCAUCCAUACCCCAGCCAAUCCACCAGCCAUGGGGAAACGCAAAUUAGGAGCCUUGGAAAAGGUGGAUGCUGACCUGACAAACCUCCAGCAUAAGAUUCGGCGAGACCCACAGUCCUACAUCGAAGAUUUCCGAAGCCAACACUACCAAUAUGAAAGCCACCGGGAGAUAUUCAUGGCGGCGCCCUCGUCCGCAACGGAUACGGGAAUAAUUUCGUUGCGUGACCUCAUUGAAUUUAUCGCGCAUGUCGCCGACUGCUACCGGGACAUCACGAAGAAUUUCGCCAAUGAGUUGACUGAGAUUUUGACACUGCACCAUGCGGUGCUCGAGCCGGAAUUGAGAGAGAAGAUUGUGGGUAGUCUAGUAUUGUUAAGGAAGAAGGAGAUUAUUGAUUCUGCUACACUCCUACAAACCCUUUUCCCUGUCCUAGUCUCCACCCCAAGCAAGACUCUCCGAGCAUUCAUAUUCCAGAAAAUCCUCUCCGACCUACGCACAUCGAAUUCGAAAUCCGUAAACCACAAGCUAAACAGAACCGUCCAAACCGUCCUCUACAAUCUCGUGACCUCUGAUAGAACAUCCGUGAAAGCUCUUUGGGCCAUAAAAAUCACAAGAGAACUAUGGAAGCGGCAAAUAUGGAACGAUACCAAAGCAGUGGAGAUCAUGAAAGAAGCGGCGCUGGCGGAUAAUGAGAAAGUGGCAGUUGGUGGCGUUCGGUUUUUCCUUGGCGGCGAUAAGGAAAGAGAGGAGUUGGAGGACGAGAGUAGCGAUGAUGAAAUUCCUGACGUAUCCCAGGUACGCCAUCAGGUUACGAUUAACAAGAAGAGCAAGAAGAAGGCACGCCAGAUAGACAAGGCUAUUGCAGCGGUCAAGAAGAAGGAAAAAAAGAAAAAUCAACCCCACCCGCUGAAUUUCUCUGCGUUCCACCUUCUAUAUGACCCUCAGGGCUUUGCGGAGACGUUGUUCUCGAAACACCUGCAAAAUACGAAGUCCAAGCUUAAUCUGGAGCAGAAAUUACUUGUCUUGCAGCUUGUCUCCCGGCUGGUGGGCUUGCAUAAGCUUACGAUGAUCCAGUUAUACUCAUACUUUCUUAAGUAUCUAACGCCAAAGCAACCAUCGGUCACUUCAUUCCUGGCCUCUCUAGCUCAAUCAACACAUCCGCUCGUACCGCCCGAUGUGCUCGAGCCACUAGUUCAGAAAAUCGCAAAUGAGUUCGUAUCUGAAGCUGCCGCUGCAGAGGUUGCGUCCGCUGGUUUAAACGCGAUUAGAGAAAUAUGUGUCAGACAGCCACUUGCCAUGAAUGAUACAUUGCUCCAAGAUUUGGUCAUGUAUCGGAAAAGCAAGGAUAAGGGAGUUAUGAUGGCUGCAAAGGGGUUGUUGAGUCUUUACCGAGAAGUAGGCGCGGAGUUAUUGAAGAAAAGGGACCGGGGUAAGAAUGCAACAAUCCAGCUGAAGGCUGGGGAGCGGAAAGAUAUCCGCUUUGGAGCGGAGGACGCUGGUGAGAUUGAAGGGAUUGAGUUACUAGAACAGUGGAAGGAAGAGGAGCGACGCAAGAGAAGGCGCGAGCAGGGCCUGCCGUCUGAUGGUGAGGACGGAGAUGAGGCAGAAAAUGAGGAAGAAGAUUGGGGGGCUUGGGAUGUAGAUGAGGGGGAUGAAAGUGAUGAUUCUGGCGGUUGGAUUGAUGUUCAGAGUGAUGAUGAGAUCAAUAUCGAGCUCAGCGACUCCGAGGACGAGGGCCCGGCCGCCAAAAAGGCGAAAAUUAAUGAAGAGAAUGGAGAAUCGCGGGCCACGACGGAAGACCCACAAAAUGACAAAGGAAAAGAAAAGAAACCUUCCACUCUCGCAACAACCCGUAUUCUGACGCCCGCAGAUCUUGCCAAACUAGCCGAGCUCCGUGCCAAACAAAGCGUUUCAUCUCUCCUACCGCAAAACAAGACCCAGCGUCAAAAGCCAGCUGCUACCUCAAAUGCCGCCAGACACAUGGAUGAUCCGCUCACCGCAGCCGAAAUCGAAGGACUUGCCGCACUCUCCGCCGGUAAAGCCACACGCGCAGAGAAAAUUGCCCGGAUGAAGGAAAUGAAGACCGAUCGCUCGGAUCAUUUGAGCAAGACUGCAAAGAAGAAGGAGAGGAAGGAGGCUCAGGGUAAGAGUACGACUAAUAAGGAGAAGGCGAGAAAGAAGAAUUUCCUCAUGACGUUGGGGAAGGCGAAGAGUAAAGGGAAGAGGAGUUUGGUGGAGACGAGAAAUGUGCUGAAGGCGCAUCAUGACAGACAGAAGAGGGGAGGGAAGAGAGGGAAUUAUUCAUAAAUGGAAGCAUUGGCAUGAGAGAAUCAACGUAAAAAGUGGAAUAUUUCAUGAGAUGGGCAGGGCGUUUAUUCCGGUUCUAUGACGGCUUUCUAGAGUAUAGUUGCAGAAGAUACCUAUUUAACAGACUCCUAGUGAGUUCUGAAUAGAGUUAAUGUUGGAGGAAAUAAACCUUCCAUGUCUGCAUAAUGGUUCAUGAGCUACGACAGCCAUACUUUUAUCCCAUAUCCUAACCAUCCGAUCUUCUCUCUCCGCAUUCGCAACAUACGCGCU
Blastomyces gilchristii SLH14081 is the source of this 2735-nucleotide messenger RNA. Its product is annotated as SDA1 domain-containing protein. The coding region runs from base 192 to 2465 and encodes 757 amino acids. The transcript has 4 exons. Gene Ontology annotation, cellular component: nucleolus. The record is from RefSeq and is a predicted model, not a curated record. Gene Ontology annotation, biological process: ribosomal large subunit export from nucleus; ribosomal large subunit biogenesis. NCBI's taxonomy places the organism in Eukaryota, Fungi, Ascomycota, Eurotiomycetes, Onygenales, Ajellomycetaceae.